UCCAGCAGUAGCUCGAGAAAUUACGUUUCAUUAAAUUGUCAUUCAACUUUAAAAACAUGCUGUAAAUACACAACUCUCUGCCGUGUUCAUACAACCGCGUACGGUAACAGGAGGAGGAGGACGUGGAGUCCAGGGGCUUAAAGAUGACGACGGAUGUGAGCGAGGCCAUCCCCUUCAUGGCCGCGUGCCACGGCCCCACCAUCCUGGCGGAGCUCAAUCGCUUGCGCCUGGACGGGCAGCUUUGUGACAUCACGCUGCACGUGGCUGGUCACGCGUUUGGCGCACACAAGGCCGUGCUGGCCGCUAGCUGCCCCUAUUUCCGCGACCACGCCGGGCUGCAGGGCCUGAGCGCGCUUCACGUGGGCGUCGUGCGCAGCCCGCGCGUGUUCUCCCAGCUGCUGGCGUUCUGCUACACGGGCAGGCUGGUGCUGACACGCAGGGAGAUCCUCGCCUUCCUCACCGCCGCCAGCUUCCUCCAGCUGCAGCCCGUCAUCGACCGCUGUGUGCAGCUGCUGGCCGGGAUGCUCAGCCCCACGUCCCACCUCACCGACUCCUCCCACGACUCUCCGGGCCUCCACGAGCCCUCGCCUCCUCCUCCCCCGCCUCCCCCCCCUCCGCGGUCGUCGUCGUCGUCGUGCGAUCGGCCUCUCCUCCCCUCCACGCCGCCGGCCCACGUCCCCGGCUCGUACGGCCCGCACCCCGCCCGCGAGGACGAGCUGCCGGCCGCGGCUGGCGGCGGCGGCGGCGGUGGCGGCGGUGGCGGCGCAAGCUGCGGAGGGAGCGAGGCUUCCAGCUGGACCGAGCUGGGCUGGCCCGACGGGUUCGUGCAGGGGUCGUCGCCGGAGGACGUCACUUUCCCUCCGGCGGUUUCGCACCAUCAGCAUCACCAGCAGCAGCAGCAGCAGCAGCAACGCCAUCGGUACCAUCACCAGCAGCAGCAGCAGCUGGUGCUGUUGCCAAGCCGGCGCCCCAGGAAGUCGGCCACGAGCGUCCGUCUCCAAAUCAAGACGGAGCCGCCGGACGAGCAGAUGCGUCGCGACGACGUCGACGACGACGACGACGUCGACGACGACGACGAGGAGGAGGAGGGGGGGGGGGGGAACUACAACAACAGUGCGGCGGAGGAGGAGGAGGAGGAGAACGAGGUGGUGAUGGCGGAGUGGGUUGGUGACGGUGGCGGCGACGACGGCGACGGCGAACGCGACGAGAAGCCGGCGGCGCGCAGGCGGCGCCAGCCGCGGGUCAUCCAGCACGCCGACCUCGCCGCCCGCAGGGGCCUCUUGGUGCCGCGGGCGUUCUCGCUCGCCCCGGCGUCGCUGGCACCCGCCGCCGCCGCCGGCGUCAUCCGCGCACGCAGCACCUCCCCGCAGCAGCACCCGGCGUCGGCCGAUCUCUCGCCGCAUUCGGACGGAGCCCUCCCGUCGGCCGCGGCCUACGCCGAUUACUUGCAGAGCGCGGCCGGCGGCGGCGGCGGCGGCGACGACUGCGGCGCCGCGUCGGUCGCCGGCGGCGCGACGUCGUCGCCCGCGUCGUCGGCGGCUGCGGCGACGCUGACGCCGACGUCCGGCCAGGAGCGGUGGAUGCGCUACAACCCGCGUCUGACGUGCCUCUACUGCGGCAAGUCGUUCAACCAGAAGGGCAGCCUGGACCGCCACAUGCGGCUGCACAUGGGCAUCACGCCGUUCGCGUGCCGGCACUGCGGCAAGCGCUACACGCGCAAGGACCAGCUGGAGUACCACAUCCGCACGCACACGGGCAACAAGCCCUUCCCGUGCGCGCUCUGCGGCAAGUGCUUCCCCUUCCAGGCGACGCUCAACCAGCACGUGCGGAAGAACCACGGGCGCGGCGAGGGCGGCAGGGCUCUGCGCGGCGGCGACGACGGCGACGGCUCGGCCGGGAGGGCCGAUGGCGGCGGCGGUGGCGGUGGGGAGGAGGUGGAGGAGAUGGAGGAGGCGCGGGCGGAAGUUGCGCCGGAGAACGAUGUGGAUCGGAGCGCGAACUCGUGACGGGCUUUGAAAGUGCGUCCCCCGGGUCGUUCGCCGGCCACGUCGCGGCGUUGUUCGGCUGUCGUCGCUUCCGCGUGCCGGGAGCUUUCUCCCCCCCCCCCCCCCCCCCACAGCAAGACAAAUUUGCGACGCGCCGUGCCGCGUUGCCGCGACGUCCGACGUUUCGCUCCGUGUCCUGGCAGCUUAAAUUAGGAACGGGGGGGGGGGUGGGGAUGCUACUGCCGGCGUGGGUUUUCGCGGCCGCGCAGCCCGGCUCUCCGGCGUAUUGUUGGGAGGUUGUGCCGCCGCGUUAUUCGUUUUCCCUCCGCGCAUUGUGUUGGGAAGCUGUGCAGCAAAGCAACGCCACUUACUUUAUUUUUUCACUUUUUUAUUUAUCCGUGCGUGGUGGCGAAACGUCAGACUCCAUGCCAAAUUGACACGCGACAGCGAGCAGAAAACGCGCUCUGAACGCCCCCGCGGGAACAACCGCGAUGACGUGCGGAGCGUGGGUACGUACGGAGAUCGGAGCGUAUGGAGCGGGGAACCGUACGGAGUAUGAAACGCGGUCGCUUAUUUUUUAAUUGUAUGAAUGCUAGAAACCCGCACAUCCUAUUGGACGUGACCGUCCAUCCCUCCCAGCCAGCCAGCCAGCAAAACUUUUGAUCCUAUACGGAGCCUUGUCUCUCUCCACCUUUCUCUUGCCUUCUCAUCGAGAUGUCUCGCUUUGUCUGUUCCUGUCUCUCUGUUCCUAAUCGCGAUGGUGUGGGGCACGGGGUGACGUCACCAUCGCUCAGACGUCCCGCGCGAUGACGUCAUCACUGCGCAGACGUCCGCGCAAUGAUGACGUCACCAUCGUGCGGACGUUGGUCGCGAUGGUGACGUCAUCCACAUCCUCCCCGGCAUUCAGCAGCGUCACCCAUGACAACAACAACAUGCCUUCCAAUCACUCCAGAACAGGUGCCAGCAUCAUUACCAACUCGGGCAUUGAAGUCACCCAACAGGAUGACUCUGUCCCGAGGGGCCACUUUAGCCAGCACCUGUGACAGGAGGUCAUAGAAGGCAUCUGAUUCAUCGGCCUUGCCUGCAUCUCUCCACGGAUGUUCGUCUUCGGUGGGGGCAUAAGUAACCACGACCACCACUCCUCGCCUCCGGUUGAUGGGAAGGCGAGCCCAAAAGUAGCCUGGGACUUCCAGCUUCCCACACCUCACCGCCACGCUCCCACGCCCCCUUCAUUCCCUGUUGUUUGGCCGUCUCCUGCCCCGAGUAGAGGACUGUCCAGCCCUCAUGGUGGCAGGAGCCAGAGCCGGUCCACCGGACAUCCUGAAUACCACACAGAUCCAGGCGGUACCGGUCCAGCUCCCGACAGAGGAGUGGCAGCCUCUCACCUCACCCCCUCCAUCCCGGCCGAUACGCUAUCAUACUCGCAGUAUUAGAAAGAAAAAAAGUUUUGCUGGCUGGAGGGAGGAGGGAGGGAGGGACCGACAAGGCCAAAUUGACGUACGGGCAACUGAAAACAAACUAUUGCACACGUGUACAAAAUGUAUAAAACGACAAAAAAAUGUGUCUAUUAUCUGCUUCUCUGUAAGUCGUAUGUUUGCUUUACCGAUCGCUACUCCGAUAUUCCAAGCAAUAUGUAUUUUUUAAUCGCCGCGUAUUAUUAUUAAUUUGAGCUCGUAGCUUGUGCACUAUGAACUCUUAAGAGCUACAGGGCGGUGGGACGGAGGGGGAAGGAAGCAAAGCCAGUCCGUGUCUCCCAACUGAAAUUCUCAGAGGACGUCCAACCGAAGAGAUGGAGCGAUGAGUCGGUCGCUAAUUCUUUUAUUCAACCGGGAGAUCGAGCAAACCGAGUAGACCGUGUCAAAGUGGUGACGGUGACCUGCCGCGUGUCGUGUACGCAUGCAAGUUGAACUUCUUUCGCACCAUACGUAGCCAACCGUGAUAAUCAGAGGUGCGGUGUUGAGUCUAUGGGCAGCGUCGAGUCUAUGGGCCGUCAGUAUGUCUGUUGAACUUAUUCUGCACCGUACAUACUCAUCCAGCAGUGGAUUGACGACGACGAUGACGACGAUGAGGGCGGUGACGAUAAAGUUCAGAUUCAUCUUCUUGGUUCUUUCGGUAAAGUCACGUAGA
This is a messenger RNA of Lethenteron reissneri (Far Eastern brook lamprey), 4112 nucleotides long. It is a transcript of the gene ZBTB34, whose product is annotated as zinc finger and BTB domain containing 34. Gene Ontology annotation, molecular function: RNA polymerase II cis-regulatory region sequence-specific DNA binding; protein binding; DNA-binding transcription factor activity, RNA polymerase II-specific. The record is from RefSeq and is a predicted model, not a curated record. Gene Ontology annotation, biological process: regulation of transcription by RNA polymerase II. Lineage: Eukaryota; Metazoa; Chordata; Hyperoartia; Petromyzontiformes; Petromyzontidae.